Messenger RNA from Lucilia cuprina (Australian sheep blowfly), 4894 nucleotides. It is a transcript of the gene tej, whose product is annotated as tudor domain-containing protein 5. The coding region runs from base 149 to 2236 and encodes 695 amino acids. The record is from RefSeq and is a predicted model, not a curated record. Gene Ontology annotation, biological process: spermatogenesis. The transcript has 9 exons. Lineage: Eukaryota; Metazoa; Arthropoda; Insecta; Diptera; Calliphoridae.
UACACAAACAAAUACCGCGAAAUGUCAGUUGUUAUUGUCAAUAGGAAAACAAAAAAAUCAUAAAAUUCUAUUUUAUCACUUUUUUAAUUGUGCGUUUUAAUAAUUCUUAUUAUUAAUUUAGUGUUAACAACUAAUAAAAUGUGCUAAAAUGGAAAAAUCCGCAUUAACUGAAGUAAAGGCUAUACUUAAGUCUUUAGUACUUUCAAGUCCUGACAAAAUUACCAUUGAACAAUUGAAUCAUGAUUAUCGUGAUGUAGAAGGACAAAUUAUACCCUUUCGCCGGCUAGGCUAUGGCAAUUUGGAAGAAUUCUUACGUUCCAUACCAGAUACAUUAAGGGUAUUUGGCAGUGGUCCAACAGCUAUGGUAUGUUUUGUGGCCAAUGAAAAGUCUGAUCAUAUACAUGAUAUGAUAAUGAGACAGAAAAAACCUAAAUCCAAGGCGGCACGAACAAGAGCUAAAAGUUCGGCACGCCCUAGAAGCAAUCCACCCCAAAGAAGUAACCGAUUUACGGGAAAUAUUAGACAACCCGCUAGAACUGUAGGACAACAAUUAUCACCCUUUCAAAGUGUUAAUCGCAACCAUUUUACUAAAACUGUUCAAGUGAGAGAUAUACCCCAAUUGGUGAAAAAAUCCAAUUAUGUGCCACCAAUUUUAGACCAUCAAAUGAUGUACGCUUUACCACAACCAAGUGGUAUAGUUUUGAAUACUGAACAGAAUUUAAAUUUACAAUAUGGCAUAUUUAAAGCUUUAGACGACCAGGCCCGAAUGUACCAAGAACAGGUCAGACAGUUAAAUAGUUUGUUGAAAAAACAAUGUAGUGUAACAGCACCCCCGUCAAAAGCUCUUGCAACUGAGCCGCCACCACCUCUUCCCCGACAACAAACAAGAACUGUUAAAUUUUCUUCCGAUAUUAAUUCAUCCGCACAAAAAGAAAUAGAAACUAAAUAUGAAUCUCUUGAGAAAACACCAAUCGAGGAUGAAAAAGAAUGUAUUGAUUUAAAUCUUCCUAAAGCUGUUAAACAAAUGCCUAUUAAAUUAUCGGAAGAAGUAGAAAAUCUACUCGAAAUGCCUAAACUUAACAAACCCAUUAAUACCAUAAAGGAGUCUAGCUAUGUGCAUGAUAGUUCUGAUAAAUUGCAAAAAAACGAUAUUACUCCACUUAAGUUGGAAGUAGCUACAGAAGUGAAAGAGAAAAUAAGAUUUUUUGAUGAGAGUACUGAUAAAGUCGAAGAUCCAGAUGAAGCUGUACCCUCAUUUGCUGCUAAAAACAACGUCUUCCGUUUAGAUUUUCCCGAACACACUGUGCCUUAUGGCUUUAAAAUUGCACCUUAUAAACUAUCUGAUGACAUUACCGUUGGAUCGUGUAUAAAAAUCUUUAUAUCUGAGAUACACAAUCCAUUUAAAUUUUGGUUUCAUAUACAUAAAGACAAUCAUGAAUUGGAUGUGCUGAUGUAUCAAAUUGAACGUUAUUAUUCCCCACUGGAGGCUGAGGACUUGCGUAUUCCUAUGAUGUGUUUAACACCCGGACAAGUAUGUGCUGCUUGUUAUAAUGGUUUAUGGCAUCGUGCUGAAAUUGUAGCUCCUCCUGUUAAUACUACCAUUAAAGUUUCCUUUAUGGAUUAUGGUACGGUAACGGAAGUAGAAACAGAAAAUAUAAAAUUUUUAGCCUCAUAUUUUGCACAAUUACCGGCUCAAGCGUUAAGAGGUUGCCUUUCUCAUAUUAAACCACGUGCUUUUCACUGGAGUCAUGAGGCAACAACUUAUUUUCUGACAUUAGUGACUGAAUUGAUGUUGUAUGCAAAAAUUGUUGAAAUUGAUAGAGAGCAAAACAUUUUAUAUAUGGUAUUGUGCAACACCAACGGUGAGGAUGUGGUACAGGUUAAUAAAUCAUUAGUGGAAAAACGUUAUGCUCUAUAUAAUGAGGAUUGGAAAGCCCAAAAAAUUAGUGAAAAUAAUGGAAAACGUAUACAUCAUCCACGGGAAGAUUUUCCUACAUUUUCCAUGAUAGAAUCAGGUGAAUAUCCUAGUUUCAUCGAACUGGUUAAACUACAGCAACGCGGUAUCGAUUAUGAAUCAAUUUAUGAUAUAAUUAUCUAUAACCAAUCGACUAUUUUAAAUAAACAUGAAAAUGCUCCUGAACGUAUAAGGAAUUUACCAUAUUUCCUAACGACUUCAAAUCCCUUUCGUUCUGAAAUUUUAUUGGAAUUAUAUGCUACAACAUCGACUGCUAUAUAAUACAUAAUUUUGGACGUGAAAAUGUAUUGGGUAUGUUUAAAGACUUUUUUUAUUAUUAUAUUAAAUUAGUAUUACAUUCAUUUAAAGUACUGAAGUUUAAAAUGGGACUAUUUAAUGUUAUAUUUAUGAUAUUUCUUGUAUUUAAGUUGAACAGUUUUUUUCUAUUAUUUUUUUAUGUUACAGAUCUUUUGCGUUAAAGAUCUUAGGAGUAUUACAUUUUUUGUUGUUUUUUUACUGAAAAUCUAAUUGUUUUUUCUUUUUUUACUAUAUAAAUGGACGUAUACAAAAAUUAACAAAAAUGUUUUUUUAAUGAAUUUUUUAAUUCACGUUGCUAAUGUUGGUUUAACUCAGUUUUUCUUUAAGUUGAGGGUAUUCUCUUUUAGCUUAAACUGUAGAAUCAUUGCGAUUUUUUGUGUUAAAGAUUUAAGGAGUUUUAACUUUCUACUAUAUAAAUUUGGGGUAACUUUGUGUUCUAAUGGGGCCCUUAAAAGUGUUGUUAUUUUCUUUUAGUUAAAACUGCAGAAUCAUCAUGAUCUUUUGAGUUAAGUUGUAAGGAUAGAUAGAUAAAUAGAUAUAUAGAUAGAUAGAUAGAUAGAUAGAUAGAUAGAUAGAUAGAUAGAUAGAUAAAUAGAUAGAUAGAUAGAUAGAUAGAUAGAUAGAUAGAUAGAUAGAUAGAUAGAUAGAUAGAUAGAUAGAUAGAUAGAUAGAUAGAUAGAUAGAUAGAGAUCUAUCUCCGGGACCUGAUGGUAUCCUAAACCUCGUUUUAAAAGCAGUUGUAGAGUGGUGUGCUGAUCAAAUAUUACAGCUGAUGAACACCUGCUUAAAGUAUGGAUCAUUUCCGUCAAUUUGGAAAAGACAAAAGCCAUUAGAAGAACCGUCAUCGUACCGACCAGUCUGUAUGAUAGACCCUAGCGGAAAAUUAUUGGAAAGAAUUAUAUUCGAUAGGCUUAAACAAUGUAUAGGCCUAUCCAACAUGCAAUAUGGCUUUAGGAAACAAAGGUCAACAAUUGACGCAAAGAAGGCAAUAAAAGGCAGCAGCUGGAGGAAGGGAUCCAUAGAAUACUGUGCCCUCAUAAACCUCGAUGUAAAAAAUGCGGAGAAUAUUGUGAUAGCUCUUAUACGAUUCAACAUUCCAACUUAUCUCGUGACAAUAAUAAAAUAUUACUUUCGGCAGAGAAUACUUAUAUACGAAACUGACAAAGGAAUGAAAACCCAUAAUGCCACAGGAGGAGUUCUACGAUGAUCGAUGCUUGGAUCAUUGUUGUAGAAUGUGAUGUACGAUGGCAUCUUGAGGUUGCAGCUCCCAAACAGAGCAAAAGUUAUUGGCUUUGCCGAUGACUUAGCGUUGGUGAUAGUCUCGGAAAGUUGUAUUCAGUUGGUGAUAUCAUGGCUCUAUAAUAUUAGUCUAUCGCUAGCUGAGCAUAAGACGGAAGCAGUACUCAUAACUAUUCGUAGAUCGGUGGAAUACAUAAUUCUCCACAUUGGAAACUGUGAGAUAAAAACAAAAGAUUCUCUUAAAUACCUAGGAGUUCUGAUAGAACUCCUAACUUUUAAGCACCAUCUAAAUUAUGUAAGGUUAAACCUGUAGCUCUUUGCAGAAUAACGCCGAACACAAGGGGCCCAAAAUAUCUAAGGAGAAAUCUACUAGAUUCAAGUCCUAUAACGGAAAAAAUGGCUCUGUAUACAGACUUGCAGCGCUACCAGUAUGUUCUGCGUAUAGGAUGGUUCCGGAUGAUGCAGCCCUAAUUAUCACUGCUAUGAUACCAAUUGACAUAUUGGCAAGAGUGGCAAAAUACGAAUUUGAUGCAUGGCACUCACUUGGAAAUAAUAGAGAUUUUAGAAGUCAGAGUAUAGAUGAGUGGCAAGCAAGAUGGUCAGCAUUUACGAAAGGUAGAUGAACAUACAUAUAUGCUUAUACCAAAUGUUGAAGUCUGAUACAAAAGGCGACAUGGUUUUCUAAAUUUUUACCUAACACAACUCCUGAGUGGACACGGGUAUUUUCGUUCAUACUUAUUCCGUUUUUAGAGGAUCUGUGUUUUUUAUGUGUCCACGUUUCGAGACUAAUACAAGGAACUUGGAAAGACAGAUAGGGAGCAAAUUUUGCAGUUUUAAAACUGCAAAAGCAAGAGGAACUUAAAAAGAGAAUUGUGAAUAUAAACUAAGUGCAGUUCUAAACUGUUUUUCCCCCUGCAAUGAAAUACUUUUGCGGUGGUCCCUCAGGGAGUUGGGGUCAGAGAAAACGAGGUUGUUUUAGCGUGUUAAAGUCUCGCACUUCUGGUAUCAUCGGACAACCAGUCUUUCGAUGAUUUUUCCCUCGUUAAAAAAAAUAUAGAUAGAUAGUUAGAUAGGUAGAUAGAUAGAUAGAUAAGUUGAUAGAUAGAUAGAUAGAUAGAUAGAUAGAUAGAUAGAUAGAUAGAUAGAUAGAUAGAUAGAUCUAUUUAUCUAGAUUUAUCUGCGAACAAUUUCGUUCUCGUUGCUUGUUCUCUUAUCAUCAUGUGCAUAACUGAUCCUUAACUUAUCUUCGUUUCAAAAUCAGUCUUAUGCCGAUCAAUAAAAUAUUCAGACUUUAAAAACGAAAUUCUGAAACAUUUCACAAAAUAAAAAUACUUUGAUUGAUUUAUUUUUUUAUUUUAUAAGGCAAACGCUGUCCUUCUGGUU